CCAGGCUGUAGCCGACACAACAUGUUCAGCUUGAUCAAGCUUCCCCGUGUCUUCAGCGUCCACCAAGUACCUAGAGCAUUCCAGGAGGACAGUAUUAUCUCUGGGUAUCGCCAUCCCCGUAGCUCCGCUACUGAUUGUGUCCUCAGCCUUUUCCAGCUCACCAACGAGACUCUAAAUGUGUGGACCCACUUCUUACCCACCUGGUAUUUUCUGUGGAAGCUGCUGACAGUGGUGUUCAUGCAGGACGUGUGGAGUGAUGCGUACUCAUGGCCACUGCUAGUCUACCUUCUGUCCUGCUGUGUGUACCCGCUGGCGUCCAGCUGUGCACACACCUUCAGCAGCAUGUCCAUGCGUGCGCGUCACGUCUGCUUCUUCUUUGACUACGGAGCUCUCAGCCUGUACAGCCUGGGUUCAGCCAUCACCUACUCUGCAUAUGUUAUGCCGGAUGCAUGGGUGAACGGACCAUUUCACACGUAUUACAUACCAGUGGCUGUAUUCAACACCGCCCUCUGUACCACCAUGGCCUGCUACUCCAGAUUUCCUGAAUUCCAAAGGCCAAAACUGAGCAAAGUGCUCCGAGUGUCUGCCUUCACCUACCCCUACCUGUUUGACAACAUUCCUCUCUUCUACAGGAUCUUUCUAUGUGUGGGAGAAGGUUGUACUGUGAAUGAGGCGAACUCCUUCCAUGUUUACCACACACUCUUGGCAUUCCUCACGGGCUUCUUGUUCGCCACCCACCUGCCAGAGAGGCUGGCCCCCGGCCGCUUUGACUACAUCGGCCAUAGCCACCAGCUGUUCCAUGUGUGCGGCAUCAUCGGCACACACUUCCAGAUGCAGGCCAUCGAGGUGGACAUGAAGCGCCGACGUCCGUGGCUCCUGGCCCACGCUCCUGCCAUUACACUGGGCGGGGCAGUGGGACCUGCUGCACUCUCCAGCCUCCUCAGCCUGGGAAUCAUUUACGUCUUCAGCCGGCCCCUUUUCCCUGGCCCCGCCCCCAGGACAGAGCUAAGGAAAGGGAGUGGUAGGGCAAGGAGAAGCUGCUGCCACUAGCCUGAGGCAGAACAUGGACGUUUUUGCUAGGCAGUGGAAUAUUUCAAGGGUUUUGAGACAUUAUUGAUAUUGAAUCAGGUAGUGAUGUGAUUCACCUGGAUUAUUCACCUAAGCAGUGUCAGAUCAAACCUCAGCAUUUAGACCUCAGGAGGUCUAAGUGACUUCAGGAAGUAUAAGUGAGUGAAGUGUGUGUGUAUGUGUGCGUGCGUGCGUGCAUGUGUGGGUAUAAGAUGUUGAUGGGUGCUAAUGACCUCAGGACUUUCAAAGCCAUAGAAAUGGUGCCUUCCAUAUUGCUCUCCUUUCAUGAUCCUCUCUCUCACCACACAGCACACUCAGAGGCUCCUUAAAGACCAAAGACCAGCAGUCAACAAGCCAAAACCGCCAUCAACCCAAACUCUCAGUGAGUGACGAGGGCAGUAUGGACAGGGUGACCAGCACUGCAAACUACUCAGACAUCCAUGACUUCCGUUAAACCGUUCUAUUCCUUUGGACACUUGGUGUGAAGUUUUGUAUGUUGCAAUAUCUUUUUUUAGAUCAGAUUUUUGA
Molecule: messenger RNA, 1596 nt
Organism: Electrophorus electricus (electric eel)
Lineage: Eukaryota; Metazoa; Chordata; Actinopteri; Gymnotiformes; Gymnotidae
Gene: paqr5b
Product: progestin and adipoQ receptor family member Vb
Cellular component (GO): membrane
Molecular function (GO): signaling receptor activity
Source: RefSeq, a predicted model, not a curated record